AUGAUGUCUGGGGAGAAACGUCCGGCGCAAGAGGACUUUGGCUCCUCUAGCCAGGUGGUGAAGCGAAAGAAGUCCGACGCCGGUCUCAAUGCGGGCACCGCCGUCGUCAAGAGCUCGGCGCAAAAUGGAACGCUGGUUCAAGCAGUGCCUCGCACCAGCGGGCUGGAUGCUCCGAUCAUGGAAUUGACAGGUCACUCUGGAGAAGUCUUCACGGUUCGGUUCGAUCCGACAGCUCAACACAUUGCGUCUGGUUCAAUGGAUCGAUCUAUCUUGCUAUGGAACACCUACGGACAAUGCGAAAAUUACGGCCAAUUGACAGGACAUCGGGGGGCGGUGUUGGAUCUGCAAUGGUCGCGAGACUCCAGGGCCCUCUUCUCCGCAUCUGCAGAUAUGACACUGGGCAGCUGGGAUAUAGAGACUGGCGAGCGAGUGCGUCGCCAUGUCGGCCAUGAGGAAAUCGUCAAUUGUCUCGACAUCAGCAAGAGAGGCCAGGAGCUGCUGGUCAGUGGCAGUGAUGAUGGGUGUAUCGGCAUCUGGGAUGCGCGACAGAAGGAUGCUCUGGAAUACCUGGAGACGGAGCUGCCCAUCACGGCCGUGGCCCUCUCCGAGGCCGGCAACGAGAUCUACAGCGGUGGCAUUGACAACACCAUCCACGUUUGGGAUCUUCGAAAGAAGGCGGUGGUCUACUCGAUGGCAGGACACACAGACACCAUUACCUCGUUGCAAAUUUCUCCGGACUCGCAGACUCUCCUGUCCAACUCGCAUGACUCGACGGUUCGUACCUGGGACAUCCGGCCGUUCGCCCCGACCAAUCGACAGGUGAAGACGUACGACGGCGCGCCUGUCGGGUUAGAGAAGAAUCUCAUCCGUGCCAGCUGGGAUCCCAAGGGUGAGAAGAUCGCUGCCGGGAGCGGCGAUCGAAGCGUGGUGGUGUGGGAGGCCAAGACGGGCAAGCUUCUGUACAAGCUUCCCGGACACAAGGGCACCGUCAACGACGUGCGGUUCUCCCCCAACGACGAGCCUAUCGUGGUCUCUUGCUCGUCCGACCGCAACUUGAUGCUCGGCGAGCUGGGCAAAUGA
This is a messenger RNA of Penicillium lagena, 1080 nucleotides long. RefSeq names its product WD40 repeat domain-containing protein. Lineage: Eukaryota; Fungi; Ascomycota; Eurotiomycetes; Eurotiales; Aspergillaceae. Gene Ontology annotation, molecular function: RNA binding; protein binding. The record is from RefSeq and is a predicted model, not a curated record. Gene Ontology annotation, cellular component: catalytic step 2 spliceosome. The coding region runs from base 1 to 1080 and encodes 359 amino acids. The transcript is spliced from 5 exons.